GAGGCAUGUCGUUCUUAAGAAAGGAAUCGUUAAUGAGCAGAUUUUUGAGAAAUCAUAGAUUCCAAGGAGAAUUAAAUGUAGAACAAGCAAUGUCAUCACCGUCCACCGAAAAUUUUGAGGAUAUUUGGAUGAACGAUAUAGAAGAAAGCAGUAUUAGUUCUGAGUACAGUUCUGAACCCGUUAUAUGCCAUAUAAAAGAGAGACCAACGAUAAAUCAGUUGCCAUGGAAUAAUGAAGAGAUAACUGUAGCCCUGUCCAAUCUUCCAGCAGGGAAACAGGCACUCUCUGUUAUUCCUAAUCUUCACGGAGAUAAUUUGAAUAAAAUUUUGACUGAAUUUCUUGACACUAAUUAUAAUGAAGUGACAUUGAAUAUCCAAAAAACUACGAUCUCUUCAUUUGCAAACGGAUGUGUACGAAGUGCAUUGCAAGAUAUUGAAAAUGAGGCAGCCGCGAACGUAGCUAUUCCCCAUCUUUUCCUAAGGUGGCCAAAUACUUGUCUCUUAGUGUCUUGUUAUCUGGGUCACUUAGACGUGGUCAAAGCUUUGCUGAAGAAAAAUGCAAAAGUUUCAGCUAGGGACAGCGACGGCCGGUAAAUAUCUCAAAUACAUAAUAUAAGAUUUCAAUUUCAUUGUACAGCUUCGUUAGCGAUUAUAGAAGAAUUAUUGAAAAAUGGGGCGAAUCCAUGCGAGUGGGAUUACAACCAAAAGUAUACACCUUUACACUGUGCUGCUGCUACAGGGAAUCUUGCGUGCGUUAAAUAUUUAAUAAAGUCUGGAGCAGACGUGAACGCUGGGAUAUGCGGGAGAAGUCCUCUCUACUACGCUGUCCUAAGCAACGCCAUAGACUGUGCAGAAGUUUUAUUACAGGCAGGAGCUACCCCUAACAAUCCACAGGUUUACACAGAAACACCGUUACAUCUGGCGGCUAGUUUGGGUUCUGUCGAGUGUACGAAAUUAUUGUUAAAUUACGGGGCAGAUGUGCGAGUCAAAUUCGGCCCUAUGAGAUCCACUCCGUUGCACUUGGCAGCUGAGGAAGGUAGCGUUGAGUGUACUACAUUGCUAUUAGGAGCUGGCGCUAUGCACGAUGCGAAGAAUGCGCGGGGUCAAACGCCAAUGCAUUUAGCAAUCUUAUCUCAAUCUUUGGAAACUCUGGACGCACUUAUAAAAGUUGGAGCUAAUGUUAACGUUGAGGACAACGAUGGUCGCACUGCGUUACACGCUGCAGUUGCGAAAGCUACCAGAGGAAUAGAAUUAGUAAAGAUUCUGAUACAGGGCGGUGCUCUGAUCAACAAAGCAGACAAAUUCGGUUACACGCCUUUGCAUAUCGCGGCGUUAAACGAGAGCUCGUUGACGGUAAUGACGUUAUUAUCGAAAGGGGCUGAUGUGACUGCUAGAACGAAAGGCGGUAUCUCUGCGUUGAGCUUCAUCGUACGUAGAACUCCGGACGUGCUGCCGCGAUUCAUUUCUCGUUUGGAUCAAGCCAUUUCUUUGCACGAUCACGAAUUAGGCGACAUCGAUUGCGAAUUAAGAUUAGAUUUCAGACCGCUGGUAUCGGGCGGCAGAGGUGAAGCAGAAUUGAUGUUAUGCCUUGUCGAAGUUGGACAAAGGCAUAUAUUGAAACACCCUUUGUGCGAGAGCUUCCUUUACUUAAAGUGGCUCAGAAUACGUAAAUUUUUUCUCCUUAGUCUGAUAUUUCAUUCCAUAUUUGUCGCCUUUUUUACGGCGUAUGUUACAGGCAUAUAUUGCGACAUCGAAAUUAUGAAAAAAUUUAGUAACGUACUUUUCUGGAUGGUUUUAAUGUUCAAUGUAACUAUGGCUAGCAAAGAAUGCUUUCAAAUGGCACACGGUAUAUACAGUUACGUUAAAGGAUGGGAAAAUUGGCUUCAAUGGAGUGUUGUUUUAUUGUCAAGCGUUGCACUAAUCAAUCCAUUGCAAAAUAACGUGGAAUAUCAAUGGCAAUAUCAUGUAGCCGCUCUAGGGAUUCUACUUGUUUGGAUAGAAUUAAUGAUGGUCAUUGGAAGAUUCCCAAUGUUCGGCAUUUACAUACAAAUGUUCACCCAAGUAUCGAUUAAUUUCUUUAAAUUCCUUGGCGCUUAUAUGUGCCUUAUAGUAGGCUUCUCCUUAGGCUUCAAUGUGCUACUGCAUAAAGAUUUCGGCCCAUUUCGCGAUCCUUUAAUUGCUUUACUAAAGACGAUCGUAAUGAUGUCUGGAGAAUUGGAAUUCGAGGAUACAUUUUUUAGCGACAAAUUGAAAAUUCUCUACUUCUAUACAACGCAUUUAAUGUUUCUAAGCUUUGUUAUUUUGGUGACGGUAAUUUUAACGAAUUUAAUGAUGGGCCUCGCCGUAUCGGAUAUACAGGAAUUGAGAAGAUGCGCUGGCCUAGACAGACUAGUGCGUAGAGCAGAAUUAGUGGCACAUUUAGAAAAUAUGCUGUUCUCAAAACUUUUAGAUCAUGCACCAAGUACUAUAAUAAAGGCAUGCAGAGAAGGUGCGCUCUUGCUGCAUCCACCGCAUUAUUGCGCGAUUCAUAUUCGGCCCAACGAUCCCCGUGAGAAACGUCUACCGCAAGAUUUAAUUAAAGCUAUCUAUCGUUUGGUAAUCGAGAGGAAACAUCAAAAUAUGAAUGCCAAAAGAAUAUCCGGUUACAGCGUACGUAAUAGAGCGGAAACAGUUAAUUCCAGACUAAGUCGACUGUACAGCAAUACUUCUUCCGAAACCAAUCAACAACAGUUAAAUGAAUUAAGUGCCGAAUUGAAAAGAUGCACUUACAAUAUUGCUACGCAUUUGGAUAAUUUAACAAAUAAGAUAGAAACUAUUGUUAGAGAUCAUAAUUCAGCAUAAUAUAUAAUGUUUGCUACAUUAUUUUAAUAUCAAGUUUUU
Messenger RNA from Ceratina calcarata, 2879 nucleotides. It is a transcript of the gene pyx, whose product is annotated as transient receptor potential channel pyrexia. Gene Ontology annotation, molecular function: protein binding; monoatomic ion channel activity. Gene Ontology annotation, biological process: monoatomic ion transmembrane transport. The record is from RefSeq and is a predicted model, not a curated record. Gene Ontology annotation, cellular component: membrane; transmembrane transporter complex. Lineage: Eukaryota; Metazoa; Arthropoda; Insecta; Hymenoptera; Apidae.